This is a messenger RNA of Nannochloropsis gaditana CCMP526, 485 nucleotides long. RefSeq lists its product as uncharacterized. The transcript has 3 exons. The coding region runs from base 82 to 363 and encodes 93 amino acids. The record is from RefSeq and is a predicted model, not a curated record.
GUCCCCUCGGCAACGAGCAUCCUCAUAUUGCCCUGUUUGGUAUUCCAAUCCUCUGCAACUCCUCUAUCACUACAGUAUCCUAUGGGAAAGAAGUCCGACGUGGUUUUGCCUGCUCGCGAGUACGCCCCUUUGGAGGCGCGGACGGAUAUUGUUGCUUGGACCAAGGGAAGAGAGGCUCGAGCACGAGAAGAGGCGAUUGCUAUCGAAAUGGUGAAGAAUUUGCGCGAUCAAGUGUCCUGGUGCCAACGCAAGCACCCGGUUACUCAUUAUUAUGAUUGCGCCGAGCUGGUGGGAAAGUACUUAAAGCUCGUCAGGGAUCCUUUGCGCGGCGUAAAGCUACCAGGCGCUGCAUCCGAAGAAUGAGAAAUGGAACAAGAGCUCUUGGGUCUUGUGGAUGACGCGGGAGGCUUCAGCACCGAAGGAGGGCCAAGGGGGAAAGCGCGGGGGGUGGGGAGGGAGCCGAAGAACGAAGACACCAUGUAGAA